AUGGCCCUUCAAUCCUUCGAUAGCGAUGCUCUAGGCCAGCUACAGUCUGAGCAGUCACAGCUGCUCGACGCCAUCGAUGAGCUGCGAUCGCUGCACCUGGGCCACCUCGUCGAGCUACCUCAGUUAAUCGUGUGUGGCGAUCAGUCAAGCGGCAAAAGCUCAGUGUUGGAAGCCAUUUCGCGUGUACGGUUUCCGGCCAAGGGUGGUGUCUGCACCCGAUUUGCAACUGAGGUUAUCCUGCGAAGAAAACCUGAUUCGGGUAUCAGGGUCACGAUAGAGCCAGGCCCUUCUCGAGUGGAUGAAGAGGAGAAGAGGCGAUUCCGUAAUUUCCCGACUACAUUGGCGCCCGACACCCCGCUCUCUACCCUGAUCGAGUCGGCGAAGGAGUGCAUGGGAAUCUCCUCUGCAGACGAAAGAACGGCAGGCUUCAGCGACGAUGUACUCAAAGUCGAAAUUAGCGGGCCCGACAAGCCAGGACUAACUCUCGUUGACUUGCCCGGCUUGUAUCAUGCUAAAAGCAAAGAGCAAGGGGCCCAAGGAAUCCCAAUUGUCCGCAAUCUGGUCAAGUCAUACAUGAGCAACCAACGGAGCCUUAUACUUGCAGUUAUUUCUGCCAAGAACGAAUACAACAACCAAGAGGUCUUGGAUCUUGCGGAAAAAUACGACAAGAAGCGCGAACGAACUCUUGCUAUUAUAACCAAACCAGACACGCUGCCGAAAGGCUCUGAGGAAGAACAGAUGUAUAUUGACCUUGUAAACAAUGAGCGGAUCAAACUCCAGCUUGGGUGGCAUGCGCUGAGAAAUCGGGAUUACGACACACGGGAUAUCUCUGAUGGUGGCAGGGAUGAAAUGGAGCGGGAGUUCUUUUCAGAUGGCCAGUGGACCAACAUCCCUCGUGAAUAUGUUGGGAUAGACACUCUGAGACCCAAGUUGAGCACCAUUUUACUAGACCAUAUCAGUCGCAGUCUACCAAGUCUUAUCAAAGAUAUUGAAAGCAAGAUUUGCGACCGUCAAGCCAAGCUAGACCAGCUUGGAGAAGAACGCGCUACUGCUGGGCAAAAGCGGUCAUAUCUCCUCAACGUGAGCAGUCGAUUUGAGAAAAUCACGAGCCAGGCGGUCAAUGGCAUGUACGUGGAUGGUUUUUUCGGGGGGAUCUACGCGACGUCCGCUACAUCAGACUUUAAGAGGCUUCGAGCUGUCGUUCGACGCUUGAAUGAAAGCUUUGCCUUUGAUAUGAUGACUAAAGGUUGUCGUCGGCUCAUUGUUCACGAGGAUCCUAAGGGUGGAUCCCAAGACCGGCGACCCGAAAUCCCGACUAACUCCUCAGUGGGGAAAUGCAGCGAUUCUGCAACGAUUACGGUAGCUGACCUUGAGAAAGAGGUUAGCGAAAUGGCAAGAAAAAACCGAGGAAUUGAACUUCCAGGCACUUCCAACCAAGUUCUCGUCGGAGAGCUUUUCCGCGAUCAGUCCAAACCAUGGGAGGGCAUUGCAGAGACAUAUCUGACAAAAGUUUGGCGUGCAAUCAAGGAUUUUACAGAGCUGCUGCUGCUACAUCUCACUGAGAAAGCUAGCUACAGAACCCUAAUGAGCGGCAUUUUGAAUCCAGCUCUGGAAACCAUGAAAGAACGUGCCCUGCAAAAACUUCAAGAGCUAGUCUUUCACCAUAAAAAUGGGCAUCCACUGCCUUUUGAUGGAGUGUUUCUUAAAUGUAUGGACGGCCGACGGCAAGAACGUCGCCUUGCGCUGCUGGAGCGGAAGCUUUUGGAGACGUCUCCCAGUGCGGCUAAUGAUAAGAGCAAGGCUAUUUUUAGUUUUCGAGAUAUCCAAAAGGCGGUAUCCGAUCUUGAAGAGGAUUCGGGCAAUCAAUUUGCGGCACGUGAAAUUAUUGAUCUGAUGGAGGUAUACUAUAUUAUGGCCCGAACGACGUUUAUCGAUAAUGUAGCUAUUUUGGUCACGGAGAAUUGCCUUAUUACUCCCCUCGAAACGAUCUUCACAGCUCUUACCGUAAGCAACAUGGACGAUCAAGAGAUCAGGCGGCUCGCUGCCGAACCGAUGUAUGUUCAGCGGAACAGAGAGCAAUUCCGUUCAGAUCUUUCCAGGCUGAAUGCUGCGCUAAAAGUCUGUAAACAUCAUAUUACUGGUACUGAAGCUUUGUUUGACACUCGAGUCAAUGGAGCACCAAACUUGUUGCAGGUAGUAAGCGAGCGUAGGGAAGGUCCAACGCAUUCCUCUUCAACAGCGGAUUUGUCUAAAGAUUCGACCGCUAGAAUUCAACACAAAGAGAAGAAUUCCGCCGGUUUGGUGUCGCAGAAGCCCAUACACACCCCGUCCAUCUUCGAUACUCCGUCUUCAGCGGCCCCCUCUGAUGUCAAGACCGCGACCAACGCCGUAUUUCAAACUAAUAGCUCAGCCCCUGCUCCGUCGACUAAAAAAUCCGACAUUUCCGGGAUUUGUAUGGAAAACUCUGGAGCCACAAAAACCGGGGCACUAGUAACUUCAAAAUCGACCUUUCCCCCUUCCAAGUCUUCUAUGUUCUCAUUCCCAAGAGAUGUUGCAAACUUGGGAAACGAUUCCCCUGAUACUAAGGAGGCCCCAUCUGGAUUUUCCGCAAGACACUCUGGGGGUUUUCAAUCCUCCGGAAAGUUCUUUGGGGACGUUAAAACUGUCUCUGGUCCUGGAUUUGGAUCCACCCCAGAGACUGGCGGAUUUUCAUUUGGCAAUCCUGUAGUAUCAGCAGCAGCACCGAAACCACACUCCGGCUUUGGCAGACCAAGGGAAGAAACGCCCAGUACCAAAGGCUUGGGCAAUGGGUAGGCCGUACUUUGAAGAACGUCUCACUUUAUACAAUGGCAUUUGCACUGAUUACUUCUACUCCAUUACAAGCCUCUUGAUAAACAAUUCAUUCGAGGAAUUAAGGCUUGCGGAUUACGCGCUUGAGGGUUUGUCGCCCUCAUGAAGUGCCAGGGAAACAAGGUUAUCCGCACCAGUGACUAUGAUAAAAAGAAUAUAUUUCAAAUCCAAUUUUUACCACCAACGGAGAUAACGAUACUAGAAAGGAAAGGGAAAGCCAGAGAGAUCCCCGGGAGAUUUCUGAGCCGGUAAUACCCUAUCUAUCUAAUGCACGUAAGGGAUGUCAAA
Messenger RNA from Coccidioides immitis RS, 3138 nucleotides. Its product is annotated as dynamin GTPase. Gene Ontology annotation, molecular function: GTP binding; GTPase activity; microtubule binding. Gene Ontology annotation, cellular component: microtubule; membrane; cytoplasm. NCBI's taxonomy places the organism in Eukaryota, Fungi, Ascomycota, Eurotiomycetes, Onygenales, Onygenaceae. The record is from RefSeq and is a predicted model, not a curated record. The transcript is spliced from 6 exons. The coding region runs from base 1 to 2814 and encodes 937 amino acids.